This is a messenger RNA of Hydractinia symbiolongicarpus, 2587 nucleotides long. RefSeq lists its product as uncharacterized. The coding region runs from base 244 to 1995 and encodes 583 amino acids. The record is from RefSeq and is a predicted model, not a curated record. The transcript is spliced from 12 exons. Lineage: Eukaryota; Metazoa; Cnidaria; Hydrozoa; Anthoathecata; Hydractiniidae.
UUGAACUAUAUUUUUAUUUAACUUUUAUUCCUUUUGCGAUAUCUAGUCCAGCAGUUAUUUUCCUUUCCGUUGUUUUUGUCGCCAUCGUCGUUGACAAAGAUACCACGGCCCAAGAUACCACGGCCUCACUUUCCAGAGUUAGCUAAAGUAACCGCACAACUUGAAGUCUUUGUGACACUAUAGAAGAGGGGAUUCAUUCAUGUAAUUUGAGAUUCUUUGAAUGUAAACAAACACGUUGAAAGAAUGAAACAGCCACGAUCGAAAUCAGAAACGGCAGAACAACUUGACGACACAGACGCUUCUGUGGAUUAUCAAAAUUUUGAGAACGAGAAUCUUCCUGGAGAAGAAAGAGAACGAGAAGAAGACUUAGAAUUUGUGAAUCCAUUAUUUAAACAAAAGCCUCGAUUAUUUAACAGUACUAUUGACAAAAUAGACGACGAAGAUUAUUCGAAAUUAGCUUUUCAGAAUUCAGCAACAAAUACACCUAAGGACUCGCCUAUUCAAACAGUAAAGAAGAAACCAGAACAAAUUGAAAUGGGUGUAAAGAAUUACGGGUACAUGAAUGAAAACUCAUCUCGUCCCGCGUCAUGGGAUAGCACUUUGUCGGCGUUCAAUCCCUAUGCUAUUGAUACGCCGAUUGGAGAACCAGUUAACGCACGUCACCCAAGUGUUGGCAUGGAAAUGUCGGAGUCCCCACCGACACACAGGCAAAACUCCAUCACUAAAAAAUCAGACUACAGUUCAAUAAGCGAUGUAAAUCCGUACAUGACACCGACGGAAAAGAGCCCACAAUACGAAGAUCUAGCUGGUAUUCGAAAUAAUCACACCAACAAUAAACAAAUUAUCCCAAGUUCAAGCAAAAAAAUGAAUAUGAUAUAUGAACCAGCAGUUAUUUCGCGUCAUAGCGAAACAUAUCGAAAAAAAACUUCAGUGAGUGAGGAAGGCAGUUACUCGGAUAAUUCGAGUUACUGUCAUCUCAUGUUUACAAUCUUGAUUGGUAUUUUAGCCAUUGUGGCUUUGUUGAUCGCCUUUUUGGUUGUUUUUGGUGUCGUCAGCGCGAAGAAAUGUAAAGAAUGUGACGUCACUACAGUCUCCACAGGCGCGGCUACGGGUGGUAUUGACCAAAAAGAGUUGGAUUUACAACUCGCUUAUAUCAAAGGGAAUCUUACGCUGCUUCAAAAUGUUUUGCAUGCAAACUCAUCUGUUACCAUAGCAACGUUGCAGCGCGACUUAGAUGCUCAAAAAUCCUUGGUUGCCUCGCUUACUACACAACUAAAUAAACAAAAACAGCUUACAGCCUCGCUUAACCAGCAUACUCGAUCACUCCAGUUUAAAGUUAAAAAACUAAACGAAACUGUAAACCUUAAAACACACGAACUUCAAGUAAAGCUUCAAAAGACCGAGAAAAAUGUAUCAACUUUUAAAAAUUCACUUCACAAGACUAAAUCGCAAGCAAUGGAGGCGAUCAAGAACCAGACAAGUUAUUUUACAAAUAUAAUGAAAGAAAAAGUAUCUUUAUCGAAUUAUUCAACAUUCAAGGAGGCUACCUUGAAAUCUCUUCAGAAUAUCACCUUAAAGGUUACUGUAAACAUGAUGAAUUAUCACAUGAUAAGUAGCAACAUCAAAACACUGGAUGCAUCAUUAAAUGAUACAAAUAACGAAGUUGCUGCGUUAACUAAUUACACCGACCGUCUUCAUGACAAUUUAACGGCCGUCGUAAACAAGGUUUCAGCUGGUGGUGGCAAGGGGUCGUGCACACGUAAAUCUGGCAAAAGUCAUUCGUCAAAUGCAGUCAGUUCAACUGUAGCAAAUGCCUACACACCUCUAAAUUUUGAUUGGAACACUAUUACAAGCGCAAGUUGUAGUGGUAACGCUGUUUCUGCCAUACUAAUGAAAGAUGACGUCAAUAAAAGGUUUUAUUGCCAAUGCAUUGGAGUGUACAAAGAUAACAGCUCUCAGGAUUGCAUCAUUGAUUAUUGGGUGUGUCCUAAAUAAAUGAUUUAAACUUUCUAUGUCUGGUACAUAGACUAUAAUUUUAAGAUGACAUCAGAAUCGACAAAGCUUUGCUGAGCAAAGAAUUGCUUUACUUCGCCAUGUUGACUAUCACACUACAAAUUUUAUGUUGGUAUGCUGGGCAUAUUUAUUCGGAUUUAAAGAAAGCGUGUGAUUUUUUCUGUGUAGGAGAGCGAAAUAAUUCGAGUUCUGUCAAGUUCUAUGUCGUUUUGCGGCAUUGACAAUUUCCGCUUUUAUUCAGUUGCACUUCAGAACAAACAGAGAAUGUCAUAUUUGCUUUUUUGUGUGGUCAUAACAAAUAUCACAUGUGAAUAGAAAAUGUGUAUGUAAAAAUUUUAUCAUAUUCUUCUCGUAAGUGAGUCCACAGUUCUUAUCUUGUUUAUAUCUUCGCUUUGUUUAUAAUGUAUAUAACAAUAACAAAUAUGUUCACACUUACUAUAUUGUAAAUAUUUGUAGAAAAUUCUUAACUUUAUUACCACCCAGCUUGCUGGUUUGGCUGUCUGUCCUGUCUCCUCCUUAGGGACCCUAUCUCCUCCUUAGAUGAUUUAUGAGAAGAGAUAAUGGCAAUUCUUUU